GUCGCUCCACCUGUCUGACUGCUCGUGCACGCCCCGGCUUCGGCUCGUUCGCGCUCACCUGAGACCAAGCGUCAGUCCAGAGAAACAUCAUGACGCGGCAUAUUUACUUCAUUCUCAUAAUCACAAACUUCGCGAUUUGCCCAGUCCAGACCACAGACCCAACAUCAUAUGUGAAGAAUUAUGAUGUGGUCAAACCUCAGCUGGUUCAUGAGCGCUGGAGGAGAAACGCAGACCCCUCACACACACCUGCACAGGAUAGACAUGCUGAUAGCAUCACAUACUCAGUCAGGAUUGAUGGCAGUGAACGUUUACUGCACCUGACAAAGAACACAGACUUUUUAUCGAAGAACUUUGUCGUGUUUUCUCAUGACUCACAGGAGAAAGGGAAAGUUGAGCAUUGUCACUAUCAAGGGUAUGUGGAGGGCUAUGAAGACUCUCUCGUAGCUCUCAGCAACUGUGAAGGUCUCAGGGGGGUCAUUCUCAUCGGUAAUGAAGGCUAUGGGCUGGAACCCAUCUUGCACUCCAAAGCCAAUGAACACCUACUCUUCCUGUUGAAGGACAGUCAGUCAGAGCCAUUUGUAUGUGGACUGGCCAAUGAAACGUCUCCCAGUGAGGACCACCCCCAUUACGCUGACAUGUCCAUGUUUUUACGGAAAAAGCGAAACUUACCUCAGACCAAAUACGUGGAGUUGGUAUUAGUGGUUGACAACCAAAGGUAUGCCUAUAAGAAGCACAACAAAACUGCUGUGCGUGAAGAGAUGGUCCAAUUGGUUAACUUGCUAGAUACGUACUACAAACAGCUGAAUAUCCGGAUAUCAUUGAUUGGCUUGACGAUCUUUGACAAUGAUAACCCCUUCAUUGUGGAUGGCAGUGCUGGGGAUGUGUUGGGCAGGUUUGUGCAGUGGAGGAAAUCAGAUCUGUUACCUCAAAUCAGGCAUGACGUGGGGCAGCUCAUUGUAGGCCGUUCAGGACCGUACACUGGAGGUGUGCUUGGCAUGGCCUUUGUGGGGACUGUCUGCUCUGUGAAUAGCGGCGGAGGAAUCAAUGUGUUUAGUAACGAUAAUCUGCAGUCGUUCUCUACCGUUGUUGCUCAUGAGCUGGGACAUAACCUUGGCAUGGGUCAUGACAUCGGUGGCUGUAACUGUGAUGGGAGCUGCAUCAUGGCAUCCGCUAUCAGUGGAUCGACUAAAUUCAGUGACUGCAGUGCGAAAGAUUUUGAGAGGUUGAUUCUGCGUGGUGGUGGGGCGUGUUUGAGGAACCAGCCCUCUCAAGACAACAUCAUCACAGUGCCCAGCUGUGGGAACGGCAUUAUGGAGAGUGGAGAGGAGUGUGACUGUGGCACACCUAAGGAGUGCAAUAAUAAGUGUUGUAAUGCCGCUACAUGCACCCUCACUAAGGGCUCGGCCUGUGCUGCAGGAAGUUGCUGUGAAAACUGUCAGAUCAAUGUAGGCGGCACGCCCUGCAGACCGUCCGUCAACACCUGCGAUCUCCCGGAGUUCUGCGGUGGAGUGUCUCCAUUCUGUCCAUCCGAUUUCUACACCAUGGACGGCAUCCCUUGUGCCAGUAACACAGCCUUCUGCUUUGAGGGCCGCUGCCAAACAUUUGAAUUCCAGUGCAAACAGCUUUUUGGCUCAGCGGCAACUAAAGCAGAUGAUAAGUGCUUUAGUCAUGCUAAUACUAAAGGCAAUGAGUUUGGAAACUGUGGAUACUCUGGGAAACCUUGUUCCGUGGAAAACGCUAUGUGUGGGAAAAUCCAAUGUGUAUUCGACAGCAACAACCCACCGGGAGGAGCGACGGUCAGCGUAGAAAAAAUAGAGGGGGGCACAAUCUCCUGCAUGAAUGCUGACUUCGGCCUGGGCCCAGAUGUGACUGAUCCAGCCUAUGUCAAAACUCGCUCGGUCUGCGCUCCUGGAAAGGUGUGUUUGGACUUUAAGUGUUUGAAUUCUUCACUUCUGGAUCAGAGUCAGAAAUGUGACGCCCAGAGAAACUGCAGAAGUAAUGGAGUGUGUAAUGAUCAAUUCCAUUGUCAUUGUAAUAAUGGCUGGGCUCCACCCAACUGUGACAAAUCUGGCAGGGGAGGAAGUAUCGACAGCGGCCCGGCACAGAUCGAUUACUCCCUGAGAGAUGGACUCUUGAUCUUCUUUCUUCUGGUGGUGCCAAUUUUGGUGGUCUUAAUAAUCGCUUUGCUCUACGUGUUCAGAAGAGACAGUCUCAACUGCUGUAUCAAGGGUUGUCCAUCCAGACACAAAAGGUCAACUAAUGCAGCAAAUGGUCCUUCGAAUGCCCAGUCAAAUGUGGGGGCAAACGGCAAUAAAACACGAGUGUCUACUCCACAGUCAACGACAGAGCCAACUAAACCAACAAAUCUAGUGAAUACCUCAGUAUCUCAACCAAGACAAGGGCCAGGAGUCCCCAGACCAAUCCCACCCAGACAGACCCAAGUACCAGUAUGAAGGCAUGAUGUGUUAGACAGUUUUUGUAAGAAAGUUGUUUACUUGACCCACUUUUCCAAUGAAGUUGUCAACA
This is a messenger RNA of Rhinichthys klamathensis goyatoka, 2526 nucleotides long. RefSeq lists its product as uncharacterized. Gene Ontology annotation, molecular function: metalloendopeptidase activity. Gene Ontology annotation, cellular component: plasma membrane. The coding region runs from base 90 to 2453 and encodes 787 amino acids. The transcript is spliced from 22 exons. Gene Ontology annotation, biological process: proteolysis. The record is from RefSeq and is a predicted model, not a curated record. NCBI's taxonomy places the organism in Eukaryota, Metazoa, Chordata, Actinopteri, Cypriniformes, Leuciscidae.